Molecule: messenger RNA, 4279 nt
Organism: Sarcophilus harrisii (Tasmanian devil)
Lineage: Eukaryota; Metazoa; Chordata; Mammalia; Dasyuromorphia; Dasyuridae
Gene: CCDC85A
Product: coiled-coil domain containing 85A
Exons: 7
Coding region: 875-2581 (568 amino acids)
Biological process (GO): negative regulation of DNA-templated transcription
Cellular component (GO): nucleus
Source: RefSeq, a predicted model, not a curated record
GUGGGCCGAAUGACUGUCUUACUUUAGAGGCUGCUGCCCAGGACGGCAGCCACGCCUGGUCCAUGUGUCCGGGGGCUGCUGCUUGCAGUGGGCGGUUCCCUAAGCUCCGCUCCGCCUCCUCUGGUCCAGCUCCAUCUCCUCCCCCUUCCACCUCCAUCACCUGCUCCUCCUCCGCGCUCCCGGUCUGAAGCAUCCCCACUGCAGCAGCGGAGCUGAGCAGCAGCGCAGCUGAGCAGCAGCGCCGGGGCGGCCGGAUGCGGAGCGCGCCGGCGGCGGCGGCGGCGGCAGCGGGGAGGGAUGCGAGCAGCCCCAGCAGAGUCUUCAGCAGCCGUCGCCGCCUCCGGCCCCGGCUGGGCUUGACCGGCCCUUUGCAAGCUCAGGACAGAGAAAACGAGGGGCCGGGGGGAAGGGGCGGGGGGGCGAAGGAAAGUGCGUAGCGUGUCGGUCUUUGGGAGGCGGAGGGGCACACUUGCACUAGGGCGUGGAAGGAGAGGCGGGGAAAGGCAGUUGCCUUCGGACCUCCCCGGACGGACGCGCUCCUGGACUCCUCCAACAUGUACUUGCGCAGAGUUGGGACUGGUCCCCGCGGGAACACGCGGGCCGUCUCCCCGGCUGGGGGGUGUGAGAGCGCGCGUCCGGGGAUGGAGAUGGAGACAUAGAAUGGGCGCACCGCUGGACCCCCGCAGCCCGAGCCCAGCAACGCCCAGGCGGCCCCGGUGACUUGCGGAAGCCCUGUGGCUGAAGCCGCCGAGCGGGGCGGGCGGGUGGCGGGUGGGCACGUUUGCCCGGCAGCCCUCCGGUCUUCCUGCACCCUCUCCUUGUGUGGCUCUUCCUGCACUUUCCAUCCGGCCCCACUUCCCACGAGAGGAACGUCAUGUCCAAGGCUGCCGGGGGCGCGGCGGCGGCGCCAGCGGGGGCGGAAAGUUGCUCUAGUCCCGCCGCCUCGGCCGUGGUCGAGGACCUGUCCAAAGUGUCAGACGAGGAGCUGCUCCAGUGGAGCAAGGAAGAGCUGAUCCGCAGCCUCCGCCGCGCCGAGGCGGAGAAGGUGAGCGCGAUGCUGGACCACAGCAAUCUCAUCCGAGAGGUGAACCGCCGCCUGCAGCUACACCUCGGCGAGAUUCGCGGCCUCAAGGACAUUAACCAGAAGCUUCAAGAGGACAACCAAGAGUUGAGAGACCUUUGUUGUUUCCUGGAUGAUGACCGGCAGAAGGGGAAAAAGGUGUCCCGUGAGUGGCAGAGACUGGGCAGAUAUACGGCCGGGGUGAUGCACAAGGAAGUGGCCUUGUAUCUGCAGAAACUGAAGGAGCUCGAAGUGAAGCAGGAGGAGGUUGUCAAGGAGAACAUGGAGCUCAAGGAGCUCUGCGUGAUGCUGGACGAGGAGAAGGGCGGCUGCGCGGGCAGCCGCAGCUCCAUCGACAGCCAGAUCAGCUUGUGCCAGCUGGCGGCCUCCGCGGCCCCCUACGUGCGGGACGUGGGGGACGGCAGCAGCACCUCCAGCACGGGGAGCACCGACAGCCCCGACCACCACAAGCACCACGCCGGCGGCAGCCCCGAGCAUCUGCAGAAGCCCAGGGCCGAGGGCAGCCCCGAGCACGCCAAGCACAGGAGCGGCAGCCCCGAACACCUGCCCAAAGCCAGGGUUUCUGGCAGCCCGGACCACCAGAAACAGCUCAAGGGACCCAGUCCGGAGCCCCACAAAGCCAUCAAGGGCGGCCCCGAGCAGCAGAGGCAGCCCGGCGGGAGCCCGGAGACCCUGCCGAAGCACGUCAUCAGCAGCAGCCCCGAACACUUUCAGAAGCACAGGCCCGGCGGGAGCCCCGAGCACCCCAAGCACGGCGGCGGGAGCCCCGAGCCCCUGCAGAAGCACGUUCUCAGCGGGAGCAUGGAGCACCUGCCCAGGGCCCGGGGGACCAGCCCCGAGCACCUCAAGCAGCACUACGGAGGGAGCCCCGAGCAUCACAAGCACCUGGGCGCGGGAGGCAGCAGGGAAGGCACCCUCCGGAGGCAGGCGCCCGACGACCUCUCCCCGCAUCACAGGAGUGUGUACAGUGGAAUGAAUGAAUCAACCUUGUCCUAUGUUAGGCAGCUGGAGGCAAGAGUAAGACAGCUGGAGGAGGAGAAUCGCAUGCUGCCCCAGGAAACCCAGAAUAGAAGGCAACCUCCAACUAGAAACAGCUCAAAUAUGGACAAAAGCUGGGGGUCCAGAGCCCGGCAGGUCUGGCUGUGGUGGCAGGGGUGCCGAGGAAUAGGAAGAUGCCUGCCCACUUUCCCGGGUCCUUUUAGGUUGCCAUCAGGGGCUGAUGGGAAUAACAGUUCACCCACCUCUCCAACUAGCUUCAGCGAACAUACCACACCUUCUCAGCAGCCUGAACCAGUGGUACAUACUCUUAAGGUCUUGGAUGUUCAGGAAAAUAUAGAUCGUCAACAGGGUAAAGAGUAUGACCAUGACCUUAGUGAGACAGAAAAAGCUAUAGUCAGAGAAAUGUGCAAUGUUGUGUGGCGGAAACUUGGAGAUGCUGCAGGUUCUUGUCCUGGAAUUAGACAACAUCUGUCUGGGAACCAGUACAAAGGACCCAUGUGAGAAGCACUUCUCAAUACAAGAUUAGCCUUGAUGGUGGGAAAGAAAAAAGACAUGAUUUCUACUCAUCUGGACUCAGGGGGUUGAUGAUAGGGUAGUUGAAUACCACAUCUAUGCCCCCCAGCCUACUGGUUUUUGUGUUUCUUGCUUCACUAUAGUCAAGUGCAAUCUCUGAAUCAUGAUAUCACUAAUUUGUUAUCCUACACAUUCUUCGAGAUCUUAAGACAAUUUGGAGUUUUUCACGAAUUGGAGAUGUUCUGGUAGAGCUCUAGUGAUUUUUGACUGAGAUGACAUAGUGGGAACUUCCUACCAUGUUAUGUAAAAGCUAAGAAAUGGUGCUUUCCAGCUUCCAAAGUUUGGAAAGUAAUUUAUCAAUUGUAUUUGAGUGUAUACAAUGCUAGUAGCUGGUGUUUAAUUUGAAAGCAAUUUGAAAGAUUUUUUCCCCCAAAAUCAUUCAGUAUUUGUAUUGAGGUGCUAAAAUUAUCUCAUAAAUUCCUUUUUCCUGUGAGGCAAAAUCCCUGACAAAACUUGUCACAAAAUAAUUUCUGGCCCAUUGGGCAAGUAAUACAUUGUUGCUCCUCCAUUUUGAUAACACAAUUUGGAGGUCACCUAUCUCUUGGCCCACUCCCCCAUUAGCAUUAAUAUCGACAAUUUGCAAGUUAAACUUUCAUGAGCUUACUUGAAGGGUUUCCACCUGUGAGAAAUGUUAAUUUUGACAAUUUUGUUUCUAGACAAGCAGUUAUAUUUAAGAUUCUAAGUAGACUUUAAAAGAUUGCACUGCAUUUUUGGAAAAAAAAAAGCUUUCCUUGUCUACUGCAGCUUUCUUUAAAAGAAUUGUUUGAUGAUACUCAACGCAUGUCUUUUAUUAUUUUGAAGCUAAAAACUCUUGUUCAUAUUGCUUGAAGGUUGACCAAGAGACAUGCUCGCUAUGCUUAGUUUAUUUCAUUUAUUAUUUGGGGGGAGGGGGAAAAUAUGUAUAACAUUAGACUGUGUGUAAUGGAAAUGCUAUGAUAGGUAUUUUGUGUUUAUCCAAAUGCAAUGAGUUUCUUGUAUGAAUAUGCAAGAAGCCUGUGACAGAAUGCUAUUGCUUAAGUUUUUAACUAGCUUAGAAUAAAAGAGAUAGGAAUGCAACAAUUGUCAGUUUUCAACUUGUUCUCAAUUACUAAGGAUUUGCUUCACAGCAAAUAUUUUCUCUUUUUUGUGAACUUGUUACAUGUUGUAUUUAAUUGACCAUUUGAUAGUAUAAUGUAAGAAAUUGAUGUACACUUAAAAAAUAAUUAUGGUACUGUGAUGUAGAAUCAGCUUACUGUUGUCUGAAAAUCCUUGUAUAUUAUUUUACCAGACUUUUCUCUCUAAUUAUCUUUAUUUGGUUAGAUUUUAAACCUGUAUUCCUUUUGAGAUAUUAUAUUUUACAAUUGUUAUUCUCUGUUAAGAAAAAACCUGCUUGCUAUAUUUACAUUUUCACAAAGUUUUCAUCUAUAAACUUAAAUUGUUGUAUUCCUAUACAAUAUAAAACAUUUAAAACAAGUUUUUGUGCCUGCAAUAGGUCCUGCAGUAGCUAUUCAAGGGACAUUAGUCUUUUGACAAAAUACUUGUGUAAAUUUUAUACUGUAUUAAAACUAUUUUUUUAAAGUUCUGCAUAAAAUUGAGUAUCAAGUAUAUGUGUUCAUCUUAGCAAUGGUAAUAAAUUAUUUAAUCUCA